UUUUACUGCGUCCACAGCCAUCCGGCAAGAUGGUCCCCUCGCUUUGUCUGCUCUGACCGGAGUUGUUUCGGCAUUCAGUGUUUCUUCUUGCUUCCGCAUUGUCGAAAAACCUGCAAAUUAGAUUGAAUUGGACCCCUUGUACCAUUGACAAAACGUCUCCUUACCGGUUAAGCAAUGCCGACGACGGAAAGCAGGUAAAAUGAGUCUGUCUUCUUCUGAAUCCAACAAAGACCAAAUGGCAGAGAAAGAAGAGGAGCCUGGGAGCUCAACAGACACUAUGAAGCCCUCGUCUUCUCGCGAAAAGAGGAAGUCUGCUACUGGAACCAAGCACACUGGACGGAAUGAAUCAGACUCAGCUGAGAGUCAGAAUGAAGGUGCCUCAUCUGACAACCCCUCAGACAGUAACAAAGGCAGUGGAUCUAAAGGAACUUUAGUGAUGAGACCAGCUGGAAAUGAAAAUAAAGGCGCCAUGAAACUCAGAGUGGAUUUCAAACAAAAGCAUACAGAUGAUACCCUGCAGAAGAAGGUUAACUGCACAGCCUGUGGAAAACAAGUCAACCAGUUUCAGCGCAACUCUGUGUAUGAGCAUCCAGCGCUCAAAGUACUUAUUUGCAAGUCAUGCUUCAAGUAUUACACAAGUGACGAUAUCAACAGAGACUCUGAUGGGAUGGAUGAGCAGUGCAGAUGGUGUGCUGAAGGUGGCAAACUCAUCUGCUGCGACUACUGCAACAAUGCUUUCUGCAAGAAGUGCAUCCUACGUAAUCUUGGCAGGAAGGAGUUGUCAGUCAUCACCAAUGAGCUCUCCAAAUGGCACUGCUAUGUCUGCAGGUCAGAUCCCCUCCAAGAUCUAGUCUCCAAAUGCCACAGCAUCAUGGAAAGUCUGGAGCAACAAAAAGUGGAGAAAACCUCAGAGGACCGUGUGAACAAGAAACACAAGAGCAAAGUGGUAAAAGAGCACAAAGCAGUGGUGAAUGGAAAAGAACACACUGAAGGCUCAGGGACCAUGACAUUCUCCUACAAAAAACUGCAGGUACCAAAAGAACUUAUAAAAAAGACUAAAAAGCUUGUUGAAACUACAACUGGAUUGAACAAUACAUUCAUCCAGUUCAUCCAGCAAGCGACGGAGGAGAAGGGUGAUAAAUCCAUCAGGUAUCGACAUCUGAAAGCCUUCAAAGCUGUGCUUGCUGACUUGAAAAAAGCUCACAGUGCUUUGGAAGAAGCCUUGAGGCCCGAGUUCAAAAACAUGGAGUUACAGAACGGAAAUGAAGAGCAACAUGUUGUAAAAAAGAGUACUGAAGUUGAAGCCCCUCUAGAAAACGAUCACAUGGCUAAUGAGGCAGAGACAGUUGAUGAGGCUGUUGCAGUGGAGGAGCAAGGUGUGGAGCAAGGCGAGGAGCAAAGCAUGGAGCAAGGUGAGGAGCAAAGAAAGAAGCAAAGCAAGAAGCAAAGCAAGGAGCAAAGUAAGAAGCUAGGCAAGAAGCAAAGCAAGGAUCACACCAAGGAGGAGAUUGAGCAGCCAGAGGAGGAUCUUGAUGAGGAUCUGGACAAUGAACUAAUAGAGGAGCUGGCUGAGGAACCACAUGAAAAGCAAGUUGAGGCUCCAAAUGAGAAACCGGUCGAGGAUCCCCUCAUCGAGAAGCAUAAUGAUCAGGUUAAUGAUCAGGACAAGGACAAUGAUGACAUGUCAGAAGAGACUGAAAUGAAAGACAGCCAAACAGAAUGUGACAUAACCAAAACCAUUAUAAAAACUGAAGUCUGUGAUGAUGCACUCAUGCCAACCAGCGAAAUGUCACUUGAUCACGACAUUAUGUCGGUGUCUCCUUCAGUUCCUGAAGAGCUUUUUCAGAUGGUGGAAAGUCUAUCGGAUUCUAGCAUGCUCUUGCAGAAAGACACUGAUGUGGUCACAAAAGCUGACUCAAAAUCGGACACAAACUCGACCACAAACUCAGCAAACACUCCUCGUCCCCAUCCUAAGGUAAAGAACCUCAUUGUCAAACUGACCCCUGUGCCCGUUGUAAAGACCUGUGGGUCAAUAAACUCUAAGUCCAAAAACAAAGAAAAAGAUGAAGGAACACCCAAAAAAGUACAAGCAAAACAAGAAAAAAGCGAGGAGGAAAAUGAUGAUGCUACUGCAGAUGGCUCAGACAACCCAUCACCCAGCAGCCGCUCUGGUAGGGUGAAGACUACCCCUCUGAGGAAGCAGGCUGAGAGUCAGAGCAAGGAAGAAUCCUCUGAGUCAGAGCCAGAGGAGAAUAGUAAGGCUAAGGCCUCCAAGAAAUCUCGUAAGACCCAAAAAAAGGACGAGAUACAGAGCAAGGAAGAGUCCUCUGAGUCCGAGACAGAGGAGGAUAGUAAGGGUAAGGCCAAGGCCUCCAAGAAAUCUCGUAAGACCAAAAAAAAGGACGAGAAACGGAGCAAGGCUUCAGAGGAAAAGACGGUUGAUUCUGACUCUGAUGAAGUUCCCGACAUACUGUUGAAGAAAGCUGCAGAAGAAAACAGCACAGAUGAGGAUCAGAAGAGCACAAGUGCUAAAAAGUGUUUAUUCAAACAAAACAACACAUCAGCACAGGAAACAGACAAAGCAUCCAAACGCAAGAGAAAGUCUCAAAGCUCUGAUUCAGAUUCAGAGAACAAAAAGAAAAAAUCCUCCAAGAAGAAGCAGAAACCAAACAUCACAGAUUCCUCUGACUCUGACUCUGAACAGGAGAAAGAAAAGAAGAGUAAACUGAGCUCAGGGAAGAGGAGAUCUAGCCGAGUGAAGAAACAAGAUGAAGCAAAAGAGGAAGACAACAAAACCCCUGAGAAGAAGAAAGCGGACCGGAGGAGGUCUUAUGAAAAGAAGCGCAAGGGAAAGAGCCCCAAAACGACCUCCAAACUGCAAUCAUCCUCCAGCGAGGAGGAAGAGGAGCAGGAACAGGCUGAAGGUGGUUCUGGAGAGGACAGUGACCAGCAGAAGAUCAAACCCAUUGUUGAGGAUAAUGUGAUGGGAGCCAGUGGUCCCUUUCAUCAAUCCUCAGGAGAUGAAGCGGAUGACAAAGAAAAGCCCUCUGGAAAUUAUGAGGAUGAUGACGAUGAUGAUCCUGAGAACAGGAUUGCAAAGAAGAUGCUCCUGGCUCAAAUAAAAUCCAACUAUUCAUCCGGCGCAGAGAGUUCCUCUGAAAAUGAGGGAGACAAUAAGGAUGAGAAGGCCUCCAAGAAAGUUAAAAAAGAGGAAGAUGAUGAUGAUGAUGAAGAGCAAGAUGAUGACACAGACACCUCAAGUUCUGAUGUGGAUGUGAAGAAGCCCGGCAAACGCCACAAAUUGCUUCGGCAUAAACUCUCGCUGAGUGAGGGUGAAUCAGGAGAGGAGAAAUCUGGCAAAGAGAAGAAGAAGGGGAGCAAGAAGAAGUCUGGAAGAAAAGUGGGCAGUGAUGACUCUGCAGAUUCAGACUUUGAUAAGUCUGAUAAGUCAGAGUCCAGCGAGGAGUCAGGGGUCAGUGAGGAGCUCAGUGAAUCAGAGAAAGAAGAGAAGCGUCGAAAGACGAGAUCUUCCAAGAAGAAGGAUGAGGAGAAACAGAGAAGUUACAAGCAGAAGAAGAAGCGACGCAGGAUCAAAGUUCAGGAUUCCUCUUCCAGCAAUGAGAAGAGUGGAGAGGAAGACGACGAUCCGGAUGGAGAAGGCAAAAAGGGACGCAAGAAGAUCCGCAAAAUCUUGAAGGAUGACAAGCUGCGGACAGAGACGAGAGAUGCUCUAAAGGAGGAGGAGGAGAGGAGGAAACGUAUAGCUGAGAGGGAGGCACUCAGGGAGAAACUUCGAGAGGUGAUUGUUGUUAAGGAGUCAUCAGAGGUGACUUGUCCCAUCACCACCAAGCUCGUGCUGGAUGAGGAUGAAGAAACCAAAGAGCCAAUAGUACAGGUGCACAGGAACCUUGUCACAAAGCUAAAACCUCAUCAGGUUGAUGGGGUGCAGUUCAUGUGGGACUGUUGCUGUGAAUCUGUGAAGAAGAUUGAGAAGUCUUCUGGCUCCGGCUGCAUCCUUGCCCAUUGUAUGGGACUAGGAAAAACGCUUCAGGUGGUGACAUUCCUUCACACUUUGCUGCUCUGUGAAAAGCUUGACUUCAGCACAGCUCUGGUUGUUUGUCCUCUGAACACUGUCCUUAACUGGCUCAACGAGUUUGAGAAGUGGCAGGAGGGAAUGAAAGAUGAUGAGAGUUUAGAGGUGACUGAGCUGGCCACAGUGAAGAGGCCUCAGGAACGAGCAUAUGCUCUCAACCAGUGGCAAGAAUCGGGGGGUGUUAUGAUCAUCGGCUAUGAGAUGUACCGAAACCUGACACAGGGCAGGAACAUCAAAAGCAAGAAGCUCAAAGAGACCUUUCUCAAGACUCUGGUAGAUCCAGGUCCAGAUCUGGUCAUCUGUGAUGAAGGUCACAUCCUAAAGAAUGAGGCAUCUGCAGUGUCAAAAGCCAUGAAUUCAAUCAAGACAAGGAGAAGAGUCGUGCUGACUGGAACUCCUCUGCAAAACAACCUGGUUGAAUACCAUUGCAUGGUGAACUUCAUCAAGGAGAACCUGCUGGGCUCUAUCAAGGAGUUCAGGAAUCGUUUUAUUAACCCUAUCCAGAACGGUCAGUGUGCCGACUCUACCCUACAAGAUGUCCGGAUCAUGAAGAAGAGGGCUCACAUCCUGUAUGAAAUGCUGGCCGGCUGUGUUCAGAGGAAGGACUACACAGCACUUACAAAGUUCCUACCUCCCAAACACGAGUAUGUGUUGUCUGUCAGAAUGACUCCAAUCCAGUGUAAACUCUACAGAUACUACCUGGAGCACUUCACAGGUGUUGGGAAUGCUUUGGAGGGGGGACGGGGCCGCACAGGGACCCGACUUUUCCAGGAUUUCCAGAUGCUCAGCAGAAUCUGGACCCAUCCCUGGUGCCUUCAGCUGGACUACAUCAGUAAAGAAAACAGGGGUUUCUUUGAUGAGGACAGCAUGGACGAGUUCAUUGCGUCUGAAACAGAAGAAUCCUCCAUGAGCAUGACCUCUGAGGAUGACAAGAAAAAGAAAAAGAAGAAAGGGAAAGGAAAGAAGGGAUCUGACGACUCUGACAGUGAUGAUGUGGAGGUCAUCAAGGAGUGGAACAGUAGCUCUCGGGGCAGAAACGGAGAGGGUCGGGGUAGACCAGAGCCUAAGGAAGAGCCAGAACCAGCUCAGCCCUCUGGCUCGGCACCAGGCAGUCCGACUCCUGACUGGCACAAGGAGUUUGUCACUGAGACCGAUGCUGAGAUCCUCGAGCACUCGGGGAAGAUGAUGCUCCUCUUUGAGAUUCUGCGCAUGGCAGAAGAAGUAGAUGAGAAAGUGUUGGUGUUCAGUCAGUCUCUCAUCUCUCUGGAUCUGAUUGAGGAUUUCCUGGAGCUUGCUUGCAGAGCCAAAGAUGAAGACAAAAUCUCUCCAUACAAAGGUGAUGGCAAAUGGUUCAGAAACAUUGACUACUAUCGCCUGGAUGGCUCCACCAAUGCAACAACCAGAAAGAAGUGGGCUGAAGAGUUUAAUGACACCAGUAACACAAGAGGCCGUUUAUUCCUCAUUUCAACCCGAGCUGGCUCUCUUGGCAUCAACCUGGUGGCAGCCAACAGGGUCAUUAUCUUCGACGCCUCCUGGAACCCCUCCUACGACGUCCAGAGUAUCUUCAGGGUGUACCGCUUUGGCCAGGUUAAGACUGUCUAUGUGUACAGGUUCCUUGCCCAGGGUACCAUGGAAGAGAAGAUCUAUGACCGGCAGGUAACCAAACAGUCACUGUCAUUUCGAGUGGUUGACCAGCAGCAGAUUGAGCGUCACUUUACCAACAGUGAGCUGGCUGAGCUCUACACCUUUGAGCCUGACCUGCUGGAUGAUCCCUCAGAAAAGAAAAGCAAAAAAGCCACACCCUUACUCCCCAAGGAUCCGUUCCUGGCUGAGAUGCUGCAGAACAACAAGGACCAGAUAGUAUGUUACCACGAACACGACUCCCUGCUGGAUCACAAGGAGGAGGAAGCCCUGAGCGAGGAGGAUCGUAAGGCUGCCUGGGCAGAGUACGAAGCAGAGAAAAAGGGCCUGCUUAUGAGGACCAACUACCAGUCGCAAUACAAUCAGAUGGAUGCGGGCACCUCCAACUACUUCUCCUACAACAUGGCUGCUCUGGCCUCAAUGACCAACCAACAGCUGGAGGAUCUUAUCAACCAGGGACGACAGAAAGUCGUUCAAGCUACAAAUGCUCUGAAGACUUUAGCCCGGGAGACAGUGGAAGAUACCAUCGCCAGAGUGUGGAAGGAAAACCCAGGACUCACAGAAGCUCAGGUCCAGGCAAUCGCUCUAAAUCAACAGGCCAGCUUGGAGGUGGAGGUGAAGCGCAGAGAGGCUGUGUACAGAGACGUCCUUACUCGACAGCAGACGUUGAUGAUGUACGUGCAGAAGCUGAUCACCAACAGGAAGGUGCAGGAGCAGCAGUUGGCCAUGGCCAACCAAGCAAGUUACCUGAACCAGCUGGCCCUGCAGAAUGGCAUGAUGGGAGGUGGCGGGCUUAGCCAGAUGGACCUGCUGGGGCUCUACCAGCAGCUCCAUGGCCUCGGCUCCCACCAAGGCAUAGGCAAGAAUCCUGGCCCCUCGAAGGGCCUGUAGGUCAGCGGGACACUUUCUCGCCCACCCACCCCACUCAGCUAGCCAGCUCCCAGUGGUUCAGUCCCAGCGAGGCCCAGUCCUCUGUAACCAACGCGCUGUGAGGCCUCUCAGGGGUCAAAACAAACUGGUGCACCAAGCUGUUGGUGGAGAAGUUUGUGACCAGGCGGCUGUCCACUGGGGCCUCAAGUGGGAUAGACUCUCAGCCCUUUAUUCUGUAGUUCACUGAGAGACGGUGGUAUAUAAUGUAUAAAUGACUGUGUGCAAGGAGUCCAUUAGAACAUAAAAAAUGUAUAUACCGCCUUAAUGUUAUUCAAGUUCUAUAUCUUCAUUUUUCAUGUAUUUAAAGACAACUUUUUCCCCUAAUGAUUUGAAGCAUUGUGUUAUUUAGCCCUGAAAGACUUCGUAUUAUGUAAACUCAGUUUUUUAUACUGUUUUAAAUGCCUAACUGAACGUGAGUGGGACCAGUCAUUGGUGGCAGGACACUAUGAUCUAAAGCUCUUCAGGAUCAUUGGCCCCUGUAGAUUCCUUCACCAGUAUCUAGCUAAGCAGUCAGCUGACGGUGCUGCAAAGUCCUGCUCCUUUUGGGAGAUUGAAGAAAUUGCUAAAUCUACAAAAACAAAAAAAGAAAAGAAAAAAUAUGGCCUUAUAUUAGUUUCCUAAAAAAACUCUGUAAAGUUCUGAGAUUUGUUGAGAAUCUUUUGUAUUCUGCUUUUAAGUGUUUACAUUAGUUGUUGCAGAACAUGAUAUUGGAAUGCUUGUGUUGUCCAAAACUGCCUGCCAGUUCCUAUGACCUUUUUGUAACAUCAUUCUUGUUGUCACAUUGUCUAGCAUAGCGCUGUGCGUCCUGUUCACUGUUUAUGUUUCACUUGUGUUUAUCCUGAGUUCAGGUGAGCGACUGGGUCUCACAAAGCACAGAUAGUUCAGUGGGGCACCCCAGGGCCCAAAACUCGUCCCUCUACUUUUCUGUCGAAGGUUGAAAUGUGUGUGAUAGAAUGAGUAAAGGACUAAAAAUCUUCCAAUGCCCGGCUGAUCUGUGCCCUUCGCUUCGUGAGAAAAAGCCUUCUGGACUCUGAAGUAUCGCCAGGCAGGCACCCGGUACACCUGUAUGCUACUUAGGCACUUUUUGCUUGAAAGCGCUUUUACUGGUGUUACUGUUCAUCAUGAGGAGUAUGUACAUUUCUCAUGAAGAGGCGCCUGUUGUCUCCUGUUGGCUCCCGUGUUUGCACAGAUGUAUUUCAUAAAUGUAGAGACACUUUUUGGCCCUCCUCUAAGAAUGUUAUGUUAGCAAAUACACCAUGUUGAUUUGCCAUGACUCUGAUCUGCUAUUAUCUUGAUAAGUAUUUAAUAUAACAUUUAAUAAAGUGACCAAAAGAGUGAGAAAACCCGUGUUAGAGUCAUUUGGCUUAAAGGACCUUGAAUAUCCUUGUACCAAGUUACUUAACUUUGAGAAAGUGUCAAUUAAAAAAAGGCACAAAAACACAAUGGAAGACAUUUUUAUAGGCUUCUCCUCAUAUUUUUUGUCAGUCUAUUUAACUUGCAAAAGAUUUCACAAGAAUUCUUGUAUUCAGAAAAGGGAAGUGUGAGUCUGGAACAUUUCCUUCCUUAUUAGUCUUUACUGAAGUAAAUUCAGAUUAAAAUGAAAAUAGGCGUUAAAGAUGACAUGUGUAAAGAUCAACCAUUUAAUAUAACUACCCAGAAUGCAUUGCACUAUAAUUGCGGCCUACAUGUGAAUUCUUAAUAUAUUUCUCAUAAUGUAGAAAUCUGUCUUUUCUUGAUACAUUAUGAGAAAUAAUCUUAGUUAAAAAGAAGUAGCUUGUCUCACUAUGCAGGGUUAUUUUGAGCUACUUGUUAGCCAAUCUUAUGAAUAUAGAAAAUACAGAGUUAACUUGCCUUGAUUUGUCACAAGGUAUCAAAAUCUAAUUGGCUUUUUAGGCCACCAACAGAAACUGCAUGACCUCCCACCACCCAGUUUCACUGAGGAUGUUGUGGUAAUUGAUGUGCUUUUAGUGGUGUUAGUAGGCAGAUCUUUCACCCUUUUUGAAGAGUCAGGCCAGCUGUAUGCAAAGCUAACUGUAUGAUAGCUCCAUCAUAUUAACAAUACAUACUUAAAGCAGGU
Molecule: messenger RNA, 8741 nt
Organism: Cheilinus undulatus (humphead wrasse)
Lineage: Eukaryota; Metazoa; Chordata; Actinopteri; Labriformes; Labridae
Gene: atrx
Product: ATRX chromatin remodeler
Exons: 34
Coding region: 200-6625 (2141 amino acids)
Cellular component (GO): nucleus
Molecular function (GO): ATP binding; ATP-dependent chromatin remodeler activity; ATP hydrolysis activity
Source: RefSeq, a predicted model, not a curated record